Molecule: messenger RNA, 1311 nt
Organism: Panicum hallii
Lineage: Eukaryota; Viridiplantae; Streptophyta; Magnoliopsida; Poales; Poaceae
Exons: 2
Coding region: 1-1311 (436 amino acids)
Source: RefSeq, a predicted model, not a curated record
AUGCGCGUGUACCAAGGGCUACCUCCGGAUGGGGAGACGAGUGAAGAAGACGAACAGCAGGUUCUCGCAGCAUAUGCAAAUGGCCUACUUGCUGGUGCUCAUAGCCAGGCCAAGCGGAGCCGUUACAGUGUCAAACGCAUCGUGGUCAAGCGAAACAUCCGGGAGGGUUGGCAUCGGCUGCGUCUUGACUACUUUGACCCCCAUAAAGUUUACCCCGACGUAUUCUUCCGGAGGAGGUUUCGUGUGUCACCUAGGCUGUUUUGCUGUGUAGCAGAUGCUGUUACUGAGUACGAUGACUACUUCAAGGAGAAGGAAAAUGCUGCCGGGAAGAUGGGAUGCCAUCCUUACCAGAAGAUUGCUGCUUGCUUCAAACUGCUUGCCACCGCCUGCACACCUGAUUCUCUGGACCGAGAGUUUCGUAUGUCUGGCUCUGUCAUUAUGGAAAGCUUCAAGCAUUUCAUCCAGGGUGUGGUUCACCUCUUCGAACAACGCUACUUACGUAGCCCAAAUGAGACCGAUAUACAGGCCUUGCUGCAGGUUGCUGAGGACAGAGGGUUCCCAGGAAUGCUUGGAAGCUUAGACUGUAUGCAUUGGGUAUGGGAGAAAUGCCCUGUUGCCUGGCACGAUGAGCACCGAGGACACACACAGAAGCCAACCAUUAUACUGGAGGCUGUGGUCGGGCCCGACCUAUGGUUUUGGCACGCCUUCUUUGGUCUCCCUGGGUCACUAAACGAUAUCAACGUUCUCCAUAGGUCCCCUGUUUUUGAUGACCUCGCCUCUUGUAAUGCCCCUGCUGUCAACUUCACCGUGAAUGGUCACCAUUACGACAUGGGGUACUACUUGGCAGAUGGCAUAUACCCGGAUUGGGCGACACUAAUCAAAGGAGUUCCUAGUCCAUUUACUGAGAAGCAGAAGCUCUUCACUUUAAAGCAGUCUGCUUACAGGAAGGAUGUCGAGCGAGCAUUCGGUGUGCUACAAGCAAAAUUUGCAAUUGUCAAAUGUCCUGCCAGAAUGUUCAUGGUAGCAGAUUUAAAGAACAUCAUGAGUUGUUGUAUUAUCCUGCACAACAUGGCAGUUGCGGAUGAGCGAGGACUUCCGCUGGCGACCAUUGACGACUUCGAAGAUGCCACUGCACCUGUGCUUCUCCCGAGGAACGUGCCAAGCAUACAGACUUUGAUAGCAAACCACAGAAAAAUCGAAGAUCGAGGCAUGCAUCACCGGCUGCAGGAAGACCUCAUGGAGCAUGUGUGGAACGAGUGUGGCAGCACCUGGGGUAAGGACAACGGAUUGCUCAUUGCUUGUUUCUGUUAG